Lachnellula hyalina is the source of this 1107-nucleotide messenger RNA. It is a transcript of the gene GLN1, whose product is annotated as Glutamine synthetase. Gene Ontology annotation, molecular function: glutamine synthetase activity. The record is from RefSeq and is a predicted model, not a curated record. NCBI's taxonomy places the organism in Eukaryota, Fungi, Ascomycota, Leotiomycetes, Helotiales, Lachnaceae. The transcript is spliced from 5 exons. Gene Ontology annotation, cellular component: cytoplasm. The coding region runs from base 1 to 1107 and encodes 368 amino acids.
AUGGCGACCUCAAGUACCGUCUCCUACACGGAGAAUCUCCUCAAAUACAUGAAGCUCGACCAGAAGGGAUCAGCUAUGGCUGAAUACAUCUGGAUUGAUGCGGGUAGUGGCGUUCGCUCCAAGUCAAAGACUCUCCUCAAGGUCCCAAAAAGCGGUGAAUUCACUCUCGAUGACCUCCCAGAGUGGAACUUCGACGGUAGCUCGACUGGCCAAGCCCCAGGUGACAACUCAGAUGUCUACCUCCGACCCGUUGCCAUCUUCCCUGACCCAUUGCGUGGCGCCCCCAACAUCCUGGUUCUCACCGAGUGCUGGGACCCCGAUGGAACCCCAAACAAGUUCAACUACCGCCAUGAGUGUUCCAAGCUCAUGGAGGCCCACAAGGCCCACGAGCCUUGGUUUGGUCUCGAGCAGGAGUACACCCUUCUUGAUUUGGGCGACAGGCCUUACGGCUGGCCAGUGAAUGGUUUCCCAGGUCCUCAAGGUCCAUACUACUGUGGUGUCGGUGCUGGCAAGGUUUACUGCAGAGAUAUUGUUGAGGCUCACUACAAGGCUUGCAUGAACGCUGGUAUUAAGAUUUCUGGUACCAACGCCGAGGUUAUGCCCGCCCAGUGGGAAUUCCAAGUUGGUCCUUGUAAUGGUAUUGAAAUGGGUGACCAUCUCUGGCUGGCCCGUUUCCUCCUCCACCGCAUUGCCGAAGAAUUUGGUGCUAAAAUCUCCUUCCACCCCAAGCCAAUUCCUGGUGACUGGAACGGAGCUGGUCUUCACAGCAACUACUCCAGCAAGGAGAUGCGAAAGGAGGGGGGUAUGAAGUACAUCGAGGCUGCGAUUAAGAAGCUCGAGGGCCGCCACAAGGAGCACAUUGCAGUCUAUGGUGAGGACAACACAAUGCGUCUUACUGGCAGACAUGAGACUGGUAGCAUUGAUACCUUCACAUAUGGUGUUGCCAACCGUGGUGCAUCCAUUCGUAUUCCAAGAGAAUGUGGUCACAAGGGUUAUGGUUACUUCGAGGAUAGACGACCAGCUUCAAAUGCUGACCCAUAUCAAAUCACUGGUAUCAUGAUGGAGACAAUGUACGGUGGUCUUGAUGGUACUGAGUUGAAGAAAUAG